UUUGGCACGUGUCGCUUGAUGGUGGGUUUGGAGUUGGAGUCGGUUCACGGCCACUUUGCACCCUUCUAUCUCCUUAGCUUCGUCAUCGUCUUUUUCGAAACACCCAGUUGAAGAACAAAGAGUAACACUGUUAAACCGCACAUAAUUUUCCUGGGGAAUCUUGGGAUCGAUCGCAACGAUGAGCUGUAUCUAGAGAAAGUUGUUGAUUUUCCGUAUACUUCAUCAUGGGGGGAGCUUGUUCACGGAAGAGAGAUCAACAGGGUGAUGAGGUUUUAAACAGAGGGUUCUCUGGUAAAUAUUGCAAAAGUUCCAGCUCGAAAUGGUUAGCAACCUCGUUCUCUAGGCCUGGUUUGGAUGGUCACCGAAAAAAUGGAGAAUGCCCUACUCUUAUGGAGCUCUGUGUUCGCAAGAUACGGGAGGACAUUGAUAUGUAUUCCAAAUUCUCCGAGCUACCGAGGGAUAUCAGUCAGCAAAUCUUUGACGAACUCGUUUACUCUCAACGGUUAACUUUAAAGUCUCUAGAGGCAUUUCGAGACUGUGCAAUACAGGAUCUUCACUUGGGAGAAUACCCCGAUGUAAAUGAUGACUGGAUGAGUGUCAUCUCCUCGCAAAGUACAUCGUUGCUUUCUGUUGAUUUUUCUGGGUCUGAUAUCACGGGCUCGGGUCUGGUUUAUUUAAAAGGUUGCAGAAAUCUGGAAUCCUUAAACUUUAAUUUCUGUGAUCAGAUUUCAGACCGCGGGCUGGAGCAUCUUAAUGGCCUCUCAAAUUUAACAAGCUUGAGCUUUGGAAGAAAUACUGCAAUCACUGCACAAGGCAUGGACGUCUUUUCCCGCUUGGUUAACUUGAAGAAAUUGGAUCUCGAGAAAUGCCCUGGGAUCCAUGGUGGGCUCAGCCACCUUCGAGGUUUAACUAAAUUAGAAUCUCUGAACAUAAAAUGGUGUAAUUGUAUAACAGAUGCAGACAUGGAACCUCUCUCUGGACUUACAAACCUCAGAAGCUUGCAGAUCUGUUGCAGUAGGGUUACCGAUUUUGGUAUCAGCUACCUUAAAGCGCUUUCUUCAGGGCUAAACAAGCUAUCUUUGUUGAACUUGGAGGGUUGCCGCCUAAUUUCUGCUGCAUGCUUGGAGACACUGUCGGCUCUCACUGGGUUAAUGUUUUUGAACCUCAAUAGAUGCAAUUUUGCAGACAGUGGCUGCGAGAAAUUUGCGGAUUUGAUUAAUCUGAAGAUACUGAACUUGGGCUUGAACUAUAUUACAAAUUCAUGCUUAGUGCACCUGAAAGGAUUAACAAAGUUGGAAAGCUUGAACUUGGAUUCCUGUAGAAUCGGUGAUGAAGGACUGGUUCACUUAUCAGGUCUAGUGCGUUUGAAAUGUCUGGAACUCUCUGAUACUGAAGUUGGAAGCAGUGGCCUUCGUCAUCUCUCUGGUUCAGGCUUGUCUAACCUGGAGAACAUAAACUUGUCAUUCACUGUUGUUACUGAUAGCGGUUUGAGAAAAUUAUCGGGAUUGACAUCUCUUCGCUCGCUUAAUCUGGAUGCUCGUCAUGUUACUGAUGCUGGGCUUUCUGCCCUUACUAAUUUGACCGGGUUGACACACCUGGAUCUCUUCGGUGCUCGAAUCACGGAUUCUGGAACAAAUCAUCUAAGGAGCCUCAAGAAACUGCAAUCCCUUGAGAUAUGUGGUGGUGGAUUAACUGAUGCUGGCGUGAAGAACAUCAAAGAUCUCAUCUCCUUGACACUCCUCAAUCUAUCCCAAAACUCCAACCUCACAGACAAAACACUGGAGUUGAUCUCUGGAUUGAAGGGGUUGGUAUCAUUGAACGUAUCGAAUUCACGCAUAACGAGCUCGGGUUUACGUCACCUGAAGCCAUUGAAGAACCUGAGGUCGCUGACCCUCGAGUCUUGCAAGGUCACCGCGCACGACAUCAGGAAGCUUCAGGCCACCGAUCUUCCAAACUUACUGAACUUCCGUCCCGAGUAGUAUCUCAUCUCAUCAACAAGGUGACAUUAUCCUCAUCCUUCUCUGUAAAUACCCUGCAACUGGUGUCAAGAAAAGUCCCCAAAGUCAUUUGUGUGUGUGUAUAUAUAUGUGUACAUAGUAGCCGUAUGAUGAAUAACAUCCGGGUCAUGUGUGAAAAUGUGAAUACGGGUUCGAAGGCUGAUGAAAUGAGGACCUCCGUUGAUUUCGAAAGCUCGAUCCUUUCGGGGAAACUGUAAAAAAAGCUUUGUCGAGGGUCUCCGAACUGCCUGCUGGUGGUCUGUCUGAAUGUGCUGUAAUAUGUGGGGUAACUAAAUUCUACUGGAUUUUAUUUUUUGGAAAAUUCUUGUAAUGGGAAAAAGUACGUGUGUAUAUAUAUA
Tarenaya hassleriana is the source of this 2356-nucleotide messenger RNA. RefSeq names its product F-box/LRR-repeat protein 16. NCBI's taxonomy places the organism in Eukaryota, Viridiplantae, Streptophyta, Magnoliopsida, Brassicales, Cleomaceae. The transcript has 16 exons. Gene Ontology annotation, molecular function: protein binding. The record is from RefSeq and is a predicted model, not a curated record. Gene Ontology annotation, biological process: SCF-dependent proteasomal ubiquitin-dependent protein catabolic process. Gene Ontology annotation, cellular component: SCF ubiquitin ligase complex. The coding region runs from base 225 to 1979 and encodes 584 amino acids.